Ornithodoros turicata is the source of this 1503-nucleotide messenger RNA. It is a transcript of the gene RpIIIC53, whose product is annotated as DNA-directed RNA polymerase III subunit RPC4-like. Bases 270 to 1469 code for a protein of 399 amino acids. Gene Ontology annotation, cellular component: RNA polymerase III complex. Gene Ontology annotation, molecular function: DNA binding. The record is from RefSeq and is a predicted model, not a curated record. Gene Ontology annotation, biological process: tRNA transcription by RNA polymerase III. The transcript has 8 exons. NCBI's taxonomy places the organism in Eukaryota, Metazoa, Arthropoda, Arachnida, Ixodida, Argasidae.
UGUAAUGGUCGUUCCUACGGUGGUGCACGUGAAAUGUAGCGAUGGUAGAAAUGAGCUAAUCUCUUCGUAUCAUUGUUACUUUGCAACUGUCACAACACGUACAAAAUGGAACAAAUGAUGAAGUCCUAGCGUUCGAAAUGCACAAUCAUGCGACUAUCGCGCAUGUUACGUGUCUAAUUCGUGACGACCCAUCUGUGGCGACUGAAUGACCAACAAAACAAGCUUCGUGUGAGUUUUUCUCAUUAUCGCUGCUAAAUGAUAUUUGCAAGAUGAGCUCUAAUGGCACUCCAUCCAAGACUACAAAUACCACCCAGCUUCCUAGAGGAGUUCUUGGUCGUAGUGGAACACCAUUUCCACCAGGUGCAAGGCUACCGUCGAUACGAACUCCGAGAGACCUUACCCUCACUGGUGGUAAUGCCCAGAAAAGAACAUUUACUCCGAACGUAGCAGCUUCCCGACGGACACCCACUAAGGAUGGCAACAGUACACCAGGCCAGGUUCCAAGCAGGCAGGAAGGGCGUUCUGGGCGAGGAGGAAGAGGUGGACAGAAAGGGGAACGAGGACGGGGCAGGGGACGAGGUCGAGGAAGAGGAGCUAACCUCGUGCAGCUUCAAGGUGGAGCGUUUGCAGAUGGCCUGGCAGAUGCAGAAAAGCGAAAGGCUGGGUCCCGGUACGUUUCCACGUCAGACUCAACCGGAAGUGCUCCAGAAAAACCAAAAUAUGUGCCCACUACGGCAGCAGAGAAGGAAGAAGACGAAGAGAGGCUAAAACAGCUCCUUCGUGACGAUUUUGUAGAUGACAGUGACUUGGAAGGUAAUCGUCUGAAUCCAGUAGCUUUGCCUCUGUCGACAAUCAAGUCUGAAGUGGGCAUCAAAGAGGGAGGGGUGAGAUUAGCCGAUGGAAUUAAAACCAUCAAGAAGGAAGAAGAGGACAAAGAAGAUAAGAAAAGUGGCAAAUGUACAAAUACCCUCGCAUCCAUCACUACCAAAGGGGUGCAUAGAGUGCCGGUGUCUGAGCUCUGCACGGAUCCCAACCUGCCAGAGGUUGGAAAGCUCCUGUUCUUCCAGUUCCCGGACUCGUUACCGGGCUUAGUGGCUUCGUCAGAGUCUGGUCCGCCAAAUGCGGUUAAUGUUAAAAAGAACUGCGGAACCGAAGGAGCAUCGACGUUGGUGAAACCAGAGCUGGGUGGCAAGCCAGAAAAGAGUGACAUCAGCAGGUUCAAGCUGAGGGACUUUCCCGAGGGCUAUGUGGGAAAGGUGCAGGUGAUGAAAUCUGGUCGCACUAAGCUUCUGCUGGGAUCGGUGGCCCUCAACAUUGAGAUGGGAACGCUUGUGUCAUUCCACCAGGAUGCUGUGUCGUUGCGUGUCUUAGAAGACGGUGGAGGGGACGUAACAGUCUUGGGACAAGUACCGCAUAAACUUAUCUGUUUGCCAGACGUUGAAAACCUGCUGGCUUCGUGUCCAAAGUGAGGGGCGUAACUCGGAAUAAAUUAUGCUAAGUUUU